AUGGGCUGUUCUAUAUGCUCUUGUGCGCCUCACUCCCGCCUUGCCCUUCACUGCCCGACAUGUGCCCGCAACCAGCUUUAUCAGCUUCGGAUUGAAACUACACGAGUCCUUCUAGAGAAAGAAGCCUUUGGGCGGCAGAUUGAGAAUUCUGUCACCUCAGCUGGUUCCAGCACUCAGGUUGAAAGCCAACAAGAGUCUCUGAAUCCGAAAAAGAUAGGCUCCCCUCACUGGGACCUCCAGGCGAUAAGCAGCCGGCAUAGCGAGUCUUUGGCGAAACGGGAGCUUCUUUCAGAGCAACUCGAAGCUUUGAAAUCAGACAUCAGGGCCAAGAAGGCUGAAAUUUUGGAACGUAAAGAACUUCUGGCCCGCAGGCGCUCAGAUGCCGAAUCUGCAAUGUACCAGCUUGAAGAUCGCGAGAACGCAAUCGUUACGGGUAUUCAGAACACCAGUAAAAGAACGGAGCAUGUCUGGCACUCUCUGCACAGCAGGACUGCCGAGUCCCGGAUCUACCUAUGUCGGGAAGUCGCCAAUCUUUAUGGGCUACGAAAGAAGCCUAAAAAGGGCCAGGCUCGAGAGAUAUAUGUGUUGGGAGGCGGCUCUAUCAUCGACUUGAGAGACAUGAAUGGUGUCCCUCCAGAACAGAUAUCUACAUCCUUCUCAAACAUCGCUCACCUUGUCAUUAUCGUCUCUCAUUAUCUCUCGUUGAGACUUCCCGCCGAAAUCACAUUACCCCAUAAAAACUACCCUGCGCCUACGAUAUUUACCCCUUCAUCGUCAUACCGCUCACACGAUUCCCACGAUGGAGCAAAUAUUCAGUCGUCCUUAAGUCCCGCAGCUUCAAGAACGAUGGAUCCACGCACCCAUACCCCACGUCCGCGACCGCUUUUCAUCGACAAAUCACUACCCCGAUUAGCUAAGGAAGACCCUGCAACAUAUGCCCUGUUUUUGGAAGGGACUACGCUUCUGGCUUGGAAUGUUGCAUGGCUUUGUCGAACCCAAGGUAUCAAUGUGCAAUCAGACUCAUGGGAAGAGGUGUGCGAUAUUGGUGAAAACUUAUGGCAACUACUGGUUGCUCCACCGGCUCCUCAUUCGACCUUGAUGCGAGCCUUUGCUGGCCGAGAUACACAAUCACAGAUGAAAUCGGCCAGAGACUCGCCCAAGACAAUCAUUCAAAGGCCAAAAUCCUUUGCCAUGUUGGGCCAUUACUCCCAUGGCACGGCGCAUUCAUUCUUGGGAGCAUCGGAAGGAGUGGACUUUAUGCGCAUGUGGAAACUACCAACUCCUACCAAGAUUGUAGACAAAUUGAAGUCCAACCUUCUUGGGGAGAUGGUAAGUGCAGAGUGGGAAUUGCUCGAGGAGAAAGAAUGGGACGAUGCAGUAACGGAACCCCAUCAACCAUCACUCCCACAAAGCCCCAGAACUCUUGCUCCUGACUCUCAAUCCGGGGUCAGAGAGGAGACGAGUGACGGAAAGUCCACUGCCAGUUCAAAAACACGAUCUAGCUCUGUAAGAAAUCCAGGCAACAAAGACAUCCCAAGCUCCCCACGACCUAGAGGUACCAAAGGCUGGACCAAAGUGGGCAAUAGAUGA
Messenger RNA from Penicillium nucicola, 1590 nucleotides. RefSeq names its product Atg14 domain-containing protein. Lineage: Eukaryota; Fungi; Ascomycota; Eurotiomycetes; Eurotiales; Aspergillaceae. Bases 1 to 1590 code for a protein of 529 amino acids. The transcript is spliced from 2 exons. Gene Ontology annotation, cellular component: lytic vacuole; endosome. Gene Ontology annotation, molecular function: SNARE binding. The record is from RefSeq and is a predicted model, not a curated record. Gene Ontology annotation, biological process: SNARE complex assembly.